Molecule: messenger RNA, 1356 nt
Organism: Colletotrichum paranaense
Lineage: Eukaryota; Fungi; Ascomycota; Sordariomycetes; Glomerellales; Glomerellaceae
Exons: 2
Coding region: 1-1356 (451 amino acids)
Source: RefSeq, a predicted model, not a curated record
AUGGCGGCACUCAUACCCAUUGGGGCUCCGCUGCCUCUGUAUGGACCUCCUUACCCCCCACAAGUGGCCGCCCUGGGUCUCAUCCCAGACGUGAGGGUAGACGUCCCGAUCUGCAUCAUCCUCAUCAUCUUCUUCUUCGCCGCCGCCCUCCUCAACGGCGCAAUCUUCCUCCGAAACAAUGCCCGGGGCCACAAGUUCCUUCCCUCGGGCGUCCUCGUCGGCUUCUGCAUCACCCGCAUCAUUGCCCUCUCCCUCCGCAUCGCCUGGGCCACCCAGCCCUGGAACGUCUCCCUCAACAUCGCGGCAGCCGUCUUCGCCGCCGCCGGCGUCGUCCUCCUCUUCGUUCUCAACCUCCUCUUUACCCACCGCCUCCUCCGUGGCCUCCAUCCCAACAUUGGCUGGCUGCCCGCCGUCAACGUCUUCUUCCUCUUCACCUACUUCCUCAUCUUCGUCUGCCUCGUCUGCGCCAUCACCGCCCUCGUCGUCAGCUUCUAUACCCUCGAUCCGGUAAGCCUCUACGACUGCCGCGUCGUCCAGCUCUUCACCUCCACUACACUAGCCCUCAUCGCCUUCCUCCCUAUCCCCAUCCUCCUCUUCGCCGCCUUCUACCCCGGUCUCCGCCGCCCCGAGCCCUUCGGCUACGGCUCCCUCACCACUAAAAUCAUCCUGGUCCUCACCGCCGCGACCCUCAUGACUAUCGGCGCCGCCUACCGCUGCGCCGUAAACUACGCCGUACGCCCCGUCCUCUUCCCCGGCUGGUGGCAUCACAAAGCCUGCUACUACAUCUUCAACUAUGACCUCGAACUCGUUGUCAUCUUCCUCUACGCCCUCUUCCGCUUCGACCUCCGCUUCCACGUCCCCGACGGCGCCUGCAAGCCGGGCCACUACGCAAAGGGCCAGCACGCCUACAAACGCGUCAGCACCCUCACCGUCCGCGAGAGGUUCCGAGGCGGCCGCAGCAGCCGCCACGGAGGGCGCCAUGGCGUCAUCAGCUCCUUCUCCAGACGGACCACGACGGCGGUGCGAGGACGAGCCUCGUCUCGCACAGAGUACUUCACCCCGAGCGGCUACCUCGCCACCGACUACACCCGGAGCAGCUACUUUACAGGGUCCGGAGAUAGCCGAAGCGGCUACUUUAGCGGGACGCGCUCGUCGGGCAGCAGUCGGUCCGAGGAGAUCAGCAACGAGAUCAACACGGGUAUAGGCGGUCUAGGUAUCGGGGGAAGGAGGAGAGAGAUCUUCCGGGAGCGUGUGGUCGUCGAGAAGAAGGUGAGAAGGGGUCGACCGACCAGGAGGAAGACGAGCGAGGAGAGGAGGCGAAGUCAUGAACGUCGGCGUCGGCGGCAUAGGAGGUGA